CAAGAACCCUUCGUGGCUGGUGCGAACCCUCCCAUAUAUGGCGUGGUGCGCCUCUUGCUUUACCCUGACUGAGCAGGAGCUCUCAGAAGUAAGACGAGGAGACCGGGAAGGGUAGGGGGUUUUCCCUGGCUUGGAACGCAAACGACAUGGGGGAUUUUUCACCCAGCCCGUCUCAGCUCCUCUCCGAAGCGAUCAUCUUCUGGAGCAUCGCGAUUGUGCUGUAUAUCGGCAGGAUAACUUCCCGCGUCAUUACAACCGGAUCGAUCAAGCGUUUGUAUUUUGAGGACUAUGUCAUGAGUGUGACAUUUUUGAUCUAUACAACAUUGCUGGUCCUGAUUAUAAUCUCCUCCCGCUAUGCGUCCAAUCUCGUUGACCCGGCACAGUACGAUGAGAUCCUGGCCAACCCACAAGAGGUCCGCGACCGUAUUCUCGGAAGCAAGAUAGUCAUCGGUCUAGAGCAGUGCAUGUUGUUCUCAACCUGGGGCGUCAAGAUCUGCAUGCUGACCAUGUUCUGGCGACUCACACACAAUCUCCGACAAUUGCGGAUUUAUGUCAACGCCAUCGCGGUUUUCAUCGCCGUUGGCUUUGUCGUCAUCAUGGUCACAUACUAUGCCGUUUACUGCCGACCAUUUUCGCAGUACUGGGCCAUGCCAGUGCAGAACCCGCAAUGCGCAACCUACCAGAACUACUCGAUCACGCAGGCCGUCUUCAACAUUUCCUCAGAUGCUGCCAUGCUCGCGCUGCCGAUCCCGCUGUUGCGAAAGGCCCAGAUAAAAAACGGCAAGAAGGUUAUGUUGGCCGGUGUGAUGAGUCUGGGUGUCUUCACGGUAGCUGCUGCGAUUCUCAACAAGUUCUUCAAUUUCGCUUCUCCCCUGACGACCACCUAUCAGUUGUGGUAUAUCCGCGAGUCGAGCACUGCGAUUUAUGUUGCGAACAUGGUCUGCCUCUCGCCACUUCUGAGGAAGGUUUUCGGCUCGAAAAUGUUUCAGAAGACGAAUAGAUUCAUUGUCCGGUGCGACCCGCUCCACACAAAGUGA
Aspergillus homomorphus CBS 101889 is the source of this 1037-nucleotide messenger RNA. RefSeq lists its product as uncharacterized. The coding region runs from base 147 to 1037 and encodes 296 amino acids. The transcript is spliced from 5 exons. The record is from RefSeq and is a predicted model, not a curated record. Lineage: Eukaryota; Fungi; Ascomycota; Eurotiomycetes; Eurotiales; Aspergillaceae.